Molecule: messenger RNA, 1464 nt
Organism: Asparagus officinalis (garden asparagus)
Lineage: Eukaryota; Viridiplantae; Streptophyta; Magnoliopsida; Asparagales; Asparagaceae
Product: transcription factor UNE12-like
Exons: 7
Coding region: 94-879 (261 amino acids)
Biological process (GO): regulation of transcription by RNA polymerase II
Cellular component (GO): nucleus
Molecular function (GO): protein dimerization activity; DNA-binding transcription factor activity, RNA polymerase II-specific; RNA polymerase II cis-regulatory region sequence-specific DNA binding
Source: RefSeq, a predicted model, not a curated record
CUUUUACAAAGCUCGAGACCUCUUUCUCCGCGAACAGUAUCUUCUCCCGAGAAUUUCCUCUCGAUUCCCAAACCCUAACCCUAAUCCUCUCCCAUGGCGAACCCGCCGCCUGACGGAAUGAACGACGACUUCUUCGACCAGAUCUUCUCCAUGCCGGCGGCCUACGGUGGCGGUAAGCGUAUCCGCGACGAUGAUCAGGAGGUGAAGAGAAAUCCGUCCGAAGCGGAGAGAGAGCAUCCGGUGCAGUUGACGAGCUUGUUCCCGCCGUACGGACACGGCCAGGUUCAUCACAUCCGGCCUAAUCCUCCUCCUCAAGUUCUUCAUGGGCAAGCACUGCAAGGCACAAUGAAUGUAGCUCCUCAACCUCCAGCUCCUCGGCCGAGAGUGCGUGCAAGGAGAGGCCAGGCAACCGAUCCUCAUAGCAUCGCAGAGCGACUGAGAAGAGAAAGAAUUGCUGAAAGGAUUAGGGCAUUGCAGGAAUUGGUGCCGAGCACGAACAAGACAGACAGAGCAGCCAUGCUUGAUGAAAUUGUAGAUUAUGUGAAAUUCUUGCGCCUCCAAGUCAAGGUUCUAAGUAUGAGCAGGUUAGGUGGCGCUGGUGCUGUUGCGCAGUUGGUAGCUGAUAUCCCCCUGUCCUCAGUUGAGGGAGGAGACACAAGCGAUGGAAGGACCACGCAACAGGUAUGGGAGAAGUGGUCAACCGAUGGCACGGAACGCCAGGUAGCAAAGCUAAUGGAAGAAGAUAUCGGCGCUGCAAUGCAAUUCCUCCAGUCCAGAGCCCUCUGCAUUAUGCCAAUCUCCCUUGCAGCUGCAAUCUAUCACACUCAUCCCCAGCCUGAAUCUUCGUCAGUCAAACCCGAACCCAACACCCCUUCGUAAACUUGGACCUCCUCCCAUCUGAUGCCACUGAUAGUAUUAACCUUCUAUUCCUAUAGAAGAAAAUCAUACAGGGAGGUACGAGAAUCUGACACGUGCCCCCCGCCCCCGAGCAGAAAUCUUAAAGCUAUUGGUUAAUAAUAACCACCCAACUUCAAAUUUUCGACGAGACACAUGUAGAUAUGUUGUGAUCUCCUCUCUCCCUACAAGACUUUCUACGGAUGGCCCCCCCAUAGGAUUGUUUCCGUUCCCCUCUGAGGUUCUUUCCUUGCUGUCGUCAAAGGCGGUGUUAGAUUGCAAGGGAACGGAAAGAGGGAGAGAAUCUAUACGUAUACUACUAGUCAAAUAUAUCCAAAACUUUGAGCGCUUUUUUCAGGGGAGAGGAAAAGGGGAGGGCUUUAGUAGUAGGUCUUUGCCUGCUAUUAUUUUGCUUUUUGGUGGGGGGGGUGUAUAAGUGCGCUAAUUGAUGACCACUUCAGUGGACUGGUGGGGAGCUCUUUUUUUUUGGCUUUUGCUUGUGGGGUGUGGGCCCAGCUAAAAGGCAUGGAUGUGUAAUUGUGUAUAGAUUAUCUCAUGUUUUUUUUUUUU